AUCCUUGUCCAAGCGUGGCAGCUGGUGCCAUAAUUGGCAAGGGAGGUGAGACUAUUGCUCACUCCAGAAAGAUACAAAUGCCCGAGUCAAGAUGUCAAAGGCAAAUGAUUUUUACCCAGGUACAACGGAGCGCGUUUGUCUGAUCACAGGCAACGUGGAUGCCAUCUUGACAGUCUUGUCAUUCAUAAUGGAGAAGAUAAAGGAAAAGCCAGAUCCCAAUGCCAAGCCAGCCAUUGACUUUGAUAAUAAACAGACAGCAGAGAGAGAGAAACAGAUUUCAAGAAGUGCUCGCUCCCCACAGGUGAAGAUUUUGGUCCCAAACAGCACAGCUGGGAUGAUCAUUGGGAAGGGUGGCACUUACAUCAAGCAGAUCAAGGAGGAAAGUGGAGCAUACGUUCAGAUCUCUCAGAAGGCCAAAGAUCAGUCUCUGGCUGAACGGUGCAUCACAGUCAUCUGUGAGUCCGUUUUUCCUGCUAUUCACUUUUUGUAUAGGCCUAAUUUAUGUUGCAUAGUGACAGUCAUAGUUUUUUCAUUUUUCGGGGCAAGAUGGUUUGGUUUAUGCUUUACUGUAUAUGCACAAAUUACUGCUAUGCUUCAUAUGUGGAUAAAUAAAGUUGCACACACUUGUAAGAUGUUAAAGCUGCACAACCACAUAAUUGUUGUAUAUGAAGCACUGAGGAAUUGGAUCAUGCUUCUAAAAAUCGUCGUACCACUGUAUGUGUAUCUUAAUGUAGGCAUUUUGGGACCCCUCUAUAUCUCUGCUUCUACUGGGCCGAUUCCAAGGAAACUUUGUAUUAUUAAAAAUUGGCCCGACUACACUCUGGCUCCCAGAACCCUGUUUUGGAUUUUGUAUAUUACUGCACUGGACUCGCUGUCGCCGAUUCCAAUGGAGCUUGUCAAGGGUGAAGAUCGGCCCGACUGCACCGAGGCUCCAAACGGCCAAGUUCUUAGCUAG
Penaeus vannamei (Pacific white shrimp) is the source of this 955-nucleotide messenger RNA. Lineage: Eukaryota; Metazoa; Arthropoda; Malacostraca; Decapoda; Penaeidae. The record is from RefSeq and is a predicted model, not a curated record.